Molecule: messenger RNA, 1276 nt
Organism: Nymphaea colorata (pocket water lily)
Lineage: Eukaryota; Viridiplantae; Streptophyta; Magnoliopsida; Nymphaeales; Nymphaeaceae
Product: peroxidase 1-like
Exons: 3
Coding region: 142-1176 (344 amino acids)
Biological process (GO): hydrogen peroxide catabolic process; response to oxidative stress
Cellular component (GO): plant-type cell wall; plasmodesma
Molecular function (GO): heme binding; peroxidase activity
Source: RefSeq, a predicted model, not a curated record
GUGGAUCUCUCCACACCACAUGUGGUCACCAUUUUCUUCUUUUUGAGCCUUCUUGGGGAGUGAAGUCAUGGGGAGCAUUUUAUAAAAGGGCAUUAGCCAGUGAGCCAGAGUUACGGCUGCUAGCCCGGAGCCUGAUCAGCCAUGGCCGUCGGCAAGUGCCUUCUCUUCCUGCUGCCCCUCGUCGUCCUCCUCCUCCCCUCCGGCCAUGCCGCCGUGAGCCUCAAAAUCGGCUUCUACAACACUUCCUGCCCGUCUGCCGAGAGCAUCGUGCGGGCGGCCGUGGCCAGCGCCGUCGCGGCAAACCCCGGCAUUGCCGCCGGCCUCAUCCGGAUGCACUUCCAUGACUGCUUUGUGAGGGGUUGCGACGCAUCGGUCCUCCUCAACUCGACCAACGGCGACGCAGAGAGGGACUCGCCCCCUAACGCGAGCCUCCGUGGGUUCGAAAUCAUCAACGCGGCCAAGACCCAGCUGGAGUCAACCUGCCCGAACACGGUCUCCUGCGCCGACAUCCUCGCCUUCGCGGCCCGUGACAGUGCCGCCCUGGUCGGCAACAUCAGCUACCAGGUGCCAUCGGGCCGGCGCGACGGGCUGGUCUCGAACUCGACGGAGGCACUGCUGAACCUACCCCCACCCAGCUCCAACAUAAGCGACCUGGUCACCUUCUUCUCAAACAAAAACCUGACCGAGCGGGACAUGGUGGUCCUGUCCGGGGCGCACUCGAUCGGGGUGGCUCACUGUGCUUCCUUCACCGCCAGGCUCUACAACUCCAGCAGCCCCACCGGCGUGGACCCAACCCUCGAUGCGGCCUAUGCCGCCAGGCUUCGGGCGGUCUGCCCAAACAACACCGCCGCGACCGACCCGACUACGGUGAACAUGGACACCAUCACCCCCAAUGUGCUCGACAUCAACUACUACGUGGGGCUCAACAGGAACCUGGGCCUCUUCACUUCCGACCACGCCCUCCUCACCUCCAACACCUCACUUAACAUCGUGAACAACAAUCUAAAGAAUGCAACCAAGUGGGCGCAGCUGUUCGCACAGGCAAUGGUGAAGAUGGGGAAGAUCCAACCUAUCACCGGCAAAAACGGACAGAUCAGGAAGAACUGCGCCCUCAUCAACCCCUCCUCCAUCGAACUCGUGCCUGAAGAGGAGGGUUCCCAAGUUGCAGCCAGUUGAGACCCUCCUUCUGCGUAUCUGACAGUGUUUUAAUGGGAUUGCUGAGGCAAUCCUAUUUUUGUAUGUUUAAUAAGAACUGCGUGACCCGUCUUCUUAGUAA